GGUGCGGGACGAGAAGCAGCGGGACCUUCCCCGGGCGGCCCGACGCCAUGGAGCUCCUGUCGUGCACCGUGCUCCUGGCGCUCGGCUGCGCGGCGCUGGGCUGGGCGCUGCGGCGCGGGCGCGGGCGCGGGCCCCCGUGCGUGCGGGGCUGGCUGCCCUGGGUGGGGGCCGGCACCCAGCUCGGGAGAGCGCCCCUCGACUUCAUCCAGAGAGCCAGAGCCCAGUGUGGUCCAGUGUUCACUGUCUUUGCUAUGGGAACCCGAAUGACUUUCGUAACUGAAGAAGAGGGAAUUAAUGUCUUUCUAAACUCCAAACAUGUGAACUUUGAGCUAGCAGUGCAAAAACCCGUCUAUCGUACAGCAUCAGUUCCAAAGAAUAUCUUUUUCACCCUGCAUGAAAAAUUGUAUAUUGUGAUGAAAGGGAAACUGGGCACAUUCAACAUACAUCAGUUUACUGGCAAGCUGAUGCAAGAAUUACAUGAGCAGCUGGAGAAGUUGGGCUCCCGUGGGACUAUGGACCUCAACAACUUAGUAAGGGAUCUUCUCUAUCCAGCCACAGUGAAUAUACUCUUUGAUAAAGGUUUGAUUCCCACAAACAAAGGAGAACUCCAGCAGUUCUACCGGCAUUUCGAGACGUAUGAUGAGGGCUUUGAGUAUGGAUCCCAGCUGCCAGAAUGGCUCCUGAGAAACUGGUCAAAAUCCAAAAAGUGGCUCCUUGCAACAAUAGAGAAAAAUAUCACACACAUGAAAGCAUGCAAGUCUGCAAAAGACAAUUCUAUGACAGUAAUGCAGGCUAUCCUGGAUGUUGUAGAAAUGGAAACAAGAGAACAAAGUCCUAACUAUGGGCUCCUGAUGCUUUGGGCCUCUCUCUCCAACGCUGUUACCACGGCGUUUUGGACCCUGGCGUUUGUCUUGUCUCAUCCUGACGUCCACAGGGCCCUCAGAGAAGACAUAGCAUCUGUGUUCGGCUCGGCAGGUAAAGAUAAAAUGAAGGUCACAGAGGAUGAAUUAAAGAAACUCCCUCUCAUUAAGUGGUGUGUCUUGGAAGCCAUUCGUUUAAGAGCCCCCGGUGUCAUUGCUAGAAAAGUAGUGAAGCCGGUUAAAAUUAUGAAUUUCACCAUCCCUGCCGGGGACCUCUUGGUGGUGUCUCCGUUCUGGCUGCAUAGAAAUCCAAAGCAUUUCCCCGAACCUGAGUUGUUCAAACCCGAACGUUGGAAGAUGGCAAAUUUAGAGAAGCAUGCUUUCUUGGACGGGUUCAUUGCAUUUGGAGGCGGGAAGUUCCAGUGUCCUGGCAGGUGGUUUGCUCUGUUACAGAUUGAAAUAUGCAUUAUUUUAAUGCUAUAUAAAUAUGACUGUUGUCUCCUGGAUCCAUUACCCAAACAGAGUGAUCUCCAUUUGGUAGGUGUCCCCAAGCCAGAAGGGCAGUGUCGAAUUGAGUAUAAGGAAAGGGCAUGACCUCUCGGGGCUCCGGGAGAUCCGGGCCUCUGGAGGGGCACUGUCACCCCGAGCCCACACAGCCGGGGGGAGCCACGCGUCCUACGGCUUCAAGACCAAGAAUCCGUCGUGAGGCCGGACUGGAGGCGGGAGAGAAUGCUGAAAGGACAGAAACGGAAGUUACUUGCACGGAGUUCUUAGUUCACACACAUCCACUGUGAAGCCAACAUAUUCAAAUCCUGCUUUGAAAAGAGCGAAACAGCUCAGAUGCUAACCAUGAAACGAUGCUUUCUGCAAGGGUUUCCUACUUUCUCAAUGUGAUUCUUCCACUCCGGGUUGGGGUUUUGGGGCUCUGUGAAUAGUCUGCUUUGUUGCAAUCAUGUCUGAUGUUAAGAGCUUCAAUAAAAUGAUUUGCUGAGACACCAUG
Perognathus longimembris pacificus (Pacific pocket mouse) is the source of this 1860-nucleotide messenger RNA. Its product is annotated as 24-hydroxycholesterol 7-alpha-hydroxylase. NCBI's taxonomy places the organism in Eukaryota, Metazoa, Chordata, Mammalia, Rodentia, Heteromyidae. Gene Ontology annotation, biological process: bile acid biosynthetic process; cholesterol homeostasis. The record is from RefSeq and is a predicted model, not a curated record. The transcript has 12 exons. The coding region runs from base 48 to 1454 and encodes 468 amino acids. Gene Ontology annotation, molecular function: heme binding; steroid hydroxylase activity; iron ion binding.